Messenger RNA from Opisthocomus hoazin, 750 nucleotides. Lineage: Eukaryota; Metazoa; Chordata; Aves; Opisthocomiformes; Opisthocomidae. The record is from RefSeq and is a predicted model, not a curated record.
AUGGCUGGUGGGGCAUCUUUCCUUGGUUGCAACAGAGAGCAGUGGACCCAGAAAUCCCACCAAAAAAAAGAUUCCUAUUUAGCACAGGCAAGAGACUUAGUUUGACUGUAUUUUGUCAAGGUGGCUUGGGCAUGGACGCUCUGCCUUCUGCUGCCCUUCAUCGCAGUCACAACCUACCAGUUUGCCAAGAGCAAGUUCCUCUAUGGUCCCACGAAGAGCAUUUUGAUGGUGCUGCGGCGUCUCAGUGCGCUGCUGGUGGGCACUGCCGUCUGGUACGUCUGCACUGGACUCUUCACGUAUAUCGAGAAUCUCACCGGCGUGUGCUCUACCACGGGUAAACUCGGCGAGCCUCACCGGCUGUAUGCCACCAAGCAGGAGUGCCACCAGGACAAUGGGGUCUGGAAUGGUUUUGACAUCUCAGGGCACUGUUUUCUCCUCUCGUACUGUGCUCUGAUGAUUGUGGAGGAAGUGGCUGUGCUGGAAAGCUUGUCCAUGGACCAGAACUCUAAGCUGCGUGUUGUGAUCAACAGCCUGUUUAUUUCCUUGUGCUUUCUCACCAUGAUCUGGGUGUUCAUGUUUCUAUGCACUGCUGUGUAUUUCCAUGACUUCAGUCAGAAGUUUUUUGGUGUGUUGAUAGGUCUGUCAGCUUGGUACGGGACAUACAGAUUUUGGUACCUGAAACCCUUUUCUCCUGGACUACCUCUUCCAAAUAUACCUUUGAGUUCAAAGAAAUACAGUUAUAGCAGAUAA